Messenger RNA from Tuber melanosporum (Perigord truffle), 1741 nucleotides. RefSeq lists its product as uncharacterized. Bases 1 to 1536 code for a protein of 511 amino acids. Gene Ontology annotation, cellular component: nucleus. Gene Ontology annotation, biological process: regulation of transcription by RNA polymerase II. Lineage: Eukaryota; Fungi; Ascomycota; Pezizomycetes; Pezizales; Tuberaceae. The record is from RefSeq and is a predicted model, not a curated record. The transcript has a single exon. Gene Ontology annotation, molecular function: DNA-binding transcription factor activity, RNA polymerase II-specific; RNA polymerase II transcription regulatory region sequence-specific DNA binding.
AUGCCAAUAUCUUGCACACAUUGCUGGAUCUCCCAUGUCCAAGACCAACAUCGGAUGGGGAUCCCUACGGGCUGCCCGACCUGCCGAGUGACAUUUUAUAGCAAGUCCGCCUUCAGAAGGCAUAGGGCGGAUCCUACAUCGAGUUGCGGCGCUCGUGCAGUCAGUGAAUUCCGCUGCCUCGAUUGUGACCUGGAAUUCCGCAGCGCAAGGGCGCUCGAUAGUCAUCUUGCCUGGAGCCACUCUAAUCCCAGGGAACCGCCGCCAGAUCGACGGGGAAUACACUAUUGUGGGGAAUGCAGGAAGAGCUUCGAGACGAGUACAGGUUUGAAGUCUCACCGUGAGCACGCCCGAGUACAUAAACCCCUCCUAGCCAGGAAGGUGGAUUGUGUUGGGGGGUGCAAGAAGACGUUUGAUGCGCCAUCCAGCUUGCUGGCCCAUCUCGAGUCCGGGGUCUGCAAGUCCGGUAUCACGAGGGACAAGCUUGAUAGAGCCAUCAUCGCAGAGGACAAAACAAACGUUAUCACCGACCUGGACGCCGUUCUCGCCCGGCAGACUAGGAACCUCUCCUUGACGAAUAGCGACAUCUCGAGCAUUUGUGGCGGCCCAGUCUUUGAUACUCCGGACGACUUGAGCGAUGCUGCAAGCACCUCCGCACAAUCGGAAACCUUCGACGGUCUUCCAAGAUACGAUCCCGCUGGCGGGGUGUUGCUCACUCCGGGCGGAUUCUCAAACGAAGCCUUCUCCUCCUCGGCCGGCAGUGGAGUCUAUACCCCGAGGGGUAGUAGUACUGGAACCGCAACCCCAAUCGCAGGCGUUAGCGGUGGCGGUGGAAUACUCAUCAACUCCCCAUCCUUCUCAGCAGCAAGCUUCUCCACGACAGGCAACCCCUACACCCCAUCCACCAGCUCCAUCGCAUCAAACCAACCUGUGGCGGAGCCAACCAUAGACCAACUCCGCUCCUGGCUCCUCCCAGACGGAACCUUCGAAUGUCCAAACUGUCCCGACCCCCCCGACCCCACCACCACAAAGCCAUCCUUCCUAACAUUCGCUGAACUGCGGGCGCACAUGCGAUCCCCAACCGCCCAUCCCCAACUCAACAAUAACCUCAACUUCACAGACCCCCACGACCUACCCAUCAGCAGCGCAUCCUCCGAAUCCGGAAUCGCUACGCCUUCAACCAUCCCCGCACAUCCGUACCUCCUCCCGGGCGGGGAGUAUGAAUGUCCCUUAUGCCCAUUAGGCUCCAGGAAGCGGUUUAGGUUGCUCGCGGCGCUGCAGACUCACAUGCUCUCGCCCAUCGCGCACAUGCCGAAUAUUUACCAUUGCCCGGAUCCGGCGUUGCUUGGCAUCGUACUGCCGCCUGGCACGAAGAGCAAGAAGCAGAAGAGCUUCGCCACACUCAGCGCUUUGGCCCAGCAUGUUGAGUCUAGCGCGUGUCAGGGUGGGGGUUUGAUGUUUAAGGCCAUGGUUGGAUUUGUCAACGAGAAGUUGGGGAAUCUAGGGAUGGGGGAUAGGAGGAUGAUCGCUGCGGAGUAAAUCGAUCGGGGAGAAGGACGGAAGAUAUAUAUAUAUAUAUAUUUUUUCUUUUUCACUUUUCCCUUGCAUGAAAUUUCACACAUGGAUAUACUUUUCGCUGGCUACUGCCGUUGAUUUUUUUUGAUUUUUUUUUCCUAUAUUUUUACUUCUGGGAAGCUUGCUUGUACGGUAGUUCACUUGGGCCUCUGUUAAGGGUUACAUUGAA